AUGGCCUCCACCAACAAUACCACCAACGAUAGCGAGUGGGGCCCGCAGGAAACGCUUGGCGUGUCAGCCACUAUCAUGGGUAUAUACCUCACCGUAGUAGGUCUGGUGUCCACCGUCGGUAACGCUACCGUGGUGCUGAUGUUCAUGCUGAAGUGGAGACAGCUCUGUCGCAAGGCCCCCAACCUGCUCAUCAUCAACCUAGCCGCAGUCGACCUCUGCAUAUCCGUAUUUGGGUAUCCGUUUUCUGCGUCAUCAGGUUUCGCCAACCAAUGGCUCUUCUCGGACGCCAUCUGCACGCUGUACGGCUUCAGCUGUUUCCUGUUGUCCAUGGUGAGCAUGUGCACCCUGUGUCUCAUCAGCAUCCACAGGUACAUCACCAUCUGCCGCCCUGAACAUGCUAGUAAGUUGACCAUGACCCGGACGAUACUGGCUGUGGUCGGGGCCUGGGUGUACGGGAUCUCCGUGGCGGUACCACCACUCUUCGGCAUUGCAAGGUAUACGUACGAGUCCUUCGGUCUGUCCUGUACCAUCGACUUUCACGGUACCACUGUGGCUGAUAUGGUGUACCUGAGUAUCCUGAUCAUUCUGUGCUAUGUCAUCAAUGUCGCCGUCAUGGGGACCUGCUACUUCAAAAUCAUCAGGAAGUUCUCCAAACAUCGGUUCAGGGAAGUACGUGACGUCAGGACUAGUCAUCAGCAUAGUUUCGAAAGGGGAGUCACUCUGCGGUGUAUCCUGAUGACGCUGUUCUAUCUGAUAUCCUGGACGCCGUACACAGCCGUGGCGGUAUGGACCAUGGUCGGGCCCCCGCCGCCGGUACAGCUGGGCAUGGUGGCCGCGCUGACCGCCAAGACUCACUGCGCCUUCAACCCCAUCUUAUACAUGCUCAUGAGCGAGGUGUACCGGAAGCUGGUGCUCCGCACGAUGUGUCCCUGUUGUUUCAACAAAAUCAGCAACAAGCUUGUCAGGCUACCGGCUGACGACAGCAAACACUCGGGCAACCUCGACAUCUUCACUGUGGGGUACAACACUCGCGACCAGGCCGUGCAGAUCAACAAAAACGCCGCCAGGCGGUUCUGUUUUGUAAUGGAGACGGCGUCAGAUGAUUUGGGCAUUGAUGAUGAGGUCUUCGCGGGUCAGCUUGGGCUGUGUAGUCGAGUCAAGGCUACGGAACCCGGUGUAGAGGGUUUUGGCGGCUCCGAAGUCCCUCAGUCGCCGUCAGGAACGGAAAGUGAAUGGUCUCUCUCCCUGUUGGACUUCUUACCCAAGAGAAGCUCCUCGAAGACUGCAAAAGCUUCUUCGCUAUCCGAAACUUGUUCUGACAAUACGGUGUUGUCAUCAGCGGCAAGGAAAAUGGCAUUUUUGGAGUCAUCACACCAACAGUCGGACAGAGAAGUCUGUUGCAUAGAGAACCGUCAGGCACCUGAAGACACGAAACCCUGCAAGUUCGCAAUAGAAUCGCUAGGGGUCAGGCUUCCCCACAAGUGCUGUACAGCUUCACAGGUUGCUGGAGCCCCGAGUAGAUACGCUGGGAUGAUCGAGACGUUUACAGACUCAGAAGGAAAAACGAAAGAAAAAGCAGCCGUCAGUUUGUCAGAGAUUGACGUUAAAAAGCCCCCACCAGCGUCCAAAACGUGGGAGAGAAGAAAAACAAGCAAAAACACGUCUCGCGGACAAAGGGUAAAAAGAACGUUUGGCAAGUCUAGAAAACAUGCGUAUAUUGUUGACUGCUAGUAAUUAACACCAAAAUGAGUAGCAUACGAAGACACGACAAAUGAGGUUCAAAUUUACAUAUUUCUUUGAAAAGACAAAUUGAAUUGAAUCAUGAAUUUUGUUGACCCACUGAAAGAUACUGCUGGUAUUUCUACAAAGAAAUUCUGAUAAUGCAAAGUUAGCCACCUAUACAGUAGACGCCGCUUAAUUGUACGGUCUAUUUGCCAGUGAAUUUCGUGCAAUUAUCCGACUGGUGCAAUAAUAAAGUUAUCUAGCUGGACCACACCGGUUUGGGAUUCGGGGAUUCCGUGCAGUUAACAGAAGUGUGCGUUAAUCCGUUGUGCAAUUAACUGGCUUCUACUGUUUCUGUAUAUGUUAUUAACUACAUGAAAUAUUCAUGGUUAUAUAUUUCAGUAGCGUCUGUGUUGUAACACACGUAAUUCAUGGUGGGUUGAAUAUAAGCAAAAUACCAAACAUGCAAAUGAGGAACUGAUUUGCAUACUUAGUGCAAAAAGGCGAAAAUCCUUAAUUAUGAUGGGUACUUUGUACAUAUGACACGUGUAAGUUGAUUUAAGAAUAAAAAUCACCAUGCAUAGAUUAUGUAAAAGUGUGCAAGUCAUUUACAUGAAAUUUAUUUCAUGGAUGUAUGAGGUAGUCGGAAUGUAAUUAUUAUGUAUGUUGUAAUAUUUUAGAACUGUGUCUCC
Molecule: messenger RNA, 2414 nt
Organism: Branchiostoma floridae (Florida lancelet)
Lineage: Eukaryota; Metazoa; Chordata; Leptocardii; Amphioxiformes; Branchiostomatidae
Product: visual pigment-like receptor peropsin
Exons: 8
Coding region: 1-1731 (576 amino acids)
Biological process (GO): G protein-coupled receptor signaling pathway
Cellular component (GO): membrane
Molecular function (GO): G protein-coupled receptor activity
Source: RefSeq, a predicted model, not a curated record